Molecule: messenger RNA, 1182 nt
Organism: Coffea eugenioides
Lineage: Eukaryota; Viridiplantae; Streptophyta; Magnoliopsida; Gentianales; Rubiaceae
Exons: 2
Coding region: 1-1182 (393 amino acids)
Molecular function (GO): nucleic acid binding; zinc ion binding
Source: RefSeq, a predicted model, not a curated record
AUGGAGCGCAAAAGGAUAAGAAGGUUUAUUCAAGAGUUAAAUGUAGAAAUCCAAGAAUCCCUAGCAGCCGCCCAGACCACCACUUUUACGGAUGCCUUGGAUAAGACACAGAGGGUAGAGAAUGUUAAGUCUCAAUCUAAAGCUUUUCAUGCUAGAAAGAGAGGUAAUCCAAGUAAUGCCUCUGGAUCGUCCGAGAAAUCUACCCAACCCCUUAAGAUGGGAAGAGGGGAUGGAGGAGCCGUGACUCCUCGUGUGACUUGUGGAUACUGUGGCAAGCCUAACCACACUGAGGCCGAGUGCUGGAGAAAGUACGGAAAAUGUCUGAUCUGCAGUAGUGCCGAGUAUCAGAUUUCGAGUUGCCCUAGUGCCUCUAAGGAAGGAGGAAAUACUCAGCAGCCUGCUAGAUCCGCUUCAAAGCAAUCGAGUGCCGAAGGGAGCCGACCAAAAGUGCCAGUUAGGGUUUACGCCUUAGACAACCAGCAAAUCCCUAACUCAACUGAAGUGGUAGAAGAUACGAUCCCCAUUUUUCAUCGCCUAACUAAGGUUUUAAUUGAUCCCGGGGCAACCGAUUCAUUCGUAGAUCUUAACUUUAUGAAGGGUAUAGAUGUAAUGUGUGAUUUCUUGCCUUUUGAUUUGGAAGUUAAGACUCCUAUGGGGAACCAGUGCCAAAUUGCUAAUAAAAUUUAUAGAAAUUGUGAGAUUUGGAUUGGUGAGAGGAAAUUGUUGGAAGAUUUAAUGAGUCUAACAAUUAAGGGAUAUGAUGCGAUGCUUGGGAUGGAUUGGUUAGCUCGAUACCAAACUCAAUUGGAUUGUAAGAUGAAAUUAGUAGAGUUGCACAUUCCGGGGAAAGCAACUUUGAAGUUAGAUGUGAGGGGUAGACUAGCAUCGUCUGCUUUAAUCUCAGGGAUUCGAGCUAGGAAAUUGUUGAGUAGUGGGGCUAAAGGAUAUCUAAUCUUUCUUAUAAAUACACCUGAGGAUAAAGUGAAGUUGGAAAACGUUCCAGUAGUGAAGGAAUUUUUCGAUUUCUUUCCCGAGAAAUUAGAGACGUUGCCUCCAGAGAGAGAAAUAGUGUUUAAAAUUGAUGUAGCUCCGGGGAUGGCACCUAUCUCUAAGACGCCUUACAGGAUGGCUCCAACUGAAUUAAAAGAAUUGAAGUUGCAGUUACUAGAUUUAUUAGGAUGA